AUGUACUAAUAAUUCUUCCCAUAUAUUUUUUCUCUAUUGUUUUAUGUUUUGAGAUUUAUUUUGGUUUAAUCUGUAUUUUUCUCCUCUUCUUAAAGAAUUUAAAUUGAUAAGUGUAUUUAGAGCUUAAAAAGUGCAAUAAUUUUCUAAAAAAUGGUGAUGCUUUAUAAAUUUAAUGAGAUAUUAUCACAAUACUAAGAGGAAAUCACGAAUAAAUUCAAAUAAUAUCAGUGCGUGUUUUAUAAUGAAUACUCAAGAAAGUAUGGCAAUACUAAUGUGUGGAAGUACUUAAGUGAAUUCUUUGAUUACUUGCCCUAACUGUAGUAACUGAAUUAUCAAGUAUUUUGCCAUCAUAUAUCUCUUCUUCGAUUAACUCAUUUUAGGAUAUAUGCCAGAAUAUUGUGGAUUGAUCUUGAUGAGCUAUUAUAUGGUAUUCCAGCUAAAAAAGCUUGA
Molecule: messenger RNA, 450 nt
Organism: Paramecium tetraurelia
Lineage: Eukaryota; Ciliophora; Oligohymenophorea; Peniculida; Parameciidae
Exons: 2
Source: RefSeq, a predicted model, not a curated record